UCCCUAGCCUGAGCUCGCUUUUUGCCGGACAUGUUCGACUCGCAUCGGUUUACCUACGGCGGUUCCUUCACCUCGCGAGCCUCCAGCUUCUCGGAGCUGCACCAACGACGAGUGGCUCCGUGUCGCUACAGGCUGUACCUGCAACGCCUGAAGUGGGCCACCAGCCUGGUGGACCAGCGCCCGCCGCUGCUGAACACCAAGACCCAGGGCGGCUUCAAUGUGCUGCAGCAGGAUGCCCGCAGCUUUCUGGAGCGGACCAACGAGAAUGUGCGCCUGCUGCUGAAUCUGUCGAGGAUCAAGCGCACCGGCGGCACCAUUGACUCCAUGGACGCCCCACCGCUCGCCUCCCGAUCGGCUCUGCCACUGAUGCUGCAUAGGCUGGACCUGGUGGAGCAUCAGAACCGGCUCUUGGGGCGCCGGCUCAUGAGGAUCCAGGGACGCAAACGUGCCGCGGCCCAGCGGAAAUGGCCCAAGAGGCCAUCUCUGACGAGCACCGCUGGCUGCCCCAGUGUGAUGACCAACCGUUCGGUGCUGGCCGAUAGUGAGGUGUUCACCAAGUACGACGGCUGGGACCUCCACCUGCCCAGCGACAACUACGAGCUGAUGAGGCUGCUGCGGCCCAGGAUUGUCCUCCAUUUCGGGCUGAUGGAUGGCCGUCCCUUGGGCCAGGUGGUGGUGCAGCUGUACACGGAGGCGGCGCCGCUGGUGGUGCUGCAGUUCGUCCGCACCUGCCUGGCCCAGAGGUCCCACGAGUUCGCCGUGCGCCGCAUCUUCCCGCACCUCUGGCUGGAGGGCUAUCUCCUGAGCAGCUGUAAGAACCAGUCGCGCCACAUGCCCUCCCUGCGAGAGCCCAUGGAGUUCGAUACGCGCGUGGUGAAUCACGGACGCUAUGGCUGUGUGUUGUCCUGCGCCAAGGAGUACUGUGUGCAUGGAUUCCCCGGCGGGGCCAUCAAUUUUAGCAUCAGCUUCAAGCCUCUGCCGGUGGCCAAGGGGCAGCGCGUGGGCUUCGGACGGGUGAUACGCGGCGACAAGGUCAUCGAGGCCAUGGAGGCACAUGGAACCAAGAAUGGCAAAAUCAGCCGGCCAUUGCUCAUCACCCACUGCGAUAUGGUGUAGGAUAAGCAUAGGGUUUUUGGGGAACUUCUUGUUUAACCCACUAGAGAACUUUAUCUUAUAAUAGAUGAUAAUCUGUGGGGUAAAACCAGAAGUUCUCCAAAGGUUCUUUUAAUGAUAUAGGGCUUCUGAUGAACGGAAAGAAACUGAAGGAAAUCACUGGUAUUACCUAUUUACUGUCUUGAAAUGUUUAGUUUUAAUAUUUGUGUUUAUGAAAAUAAAGAGUUUUUGGAGAGCUACUGGUUUGAAGCAUCAGAAAACUUCAUCUAAUAUUGGAUGAUACUCUGAGAAGUGAAACCAGAAGUUCUCUAAAAGCCUGUAAAAAUAAUAUGUGACUACUAAAGACCCAAAGAAAAUAUAGUAUUACCUAUUUAAUG
Drosophila biarmipes is the source of this 1490-nucleotide messenger RNA. RefSeq lists its product as uncharacterized. The coding region runs from base 31 to 1116 and encodes 361 amino acids. Gene Ontology annotation, biological process: protein peptidyl-prolyl isomerization. Gene Ontology annotation, molecular function: peptidyl-prolyl cis-trans isomerase activity. Lineage: Eukaryota; Metazoa; Arthropoda; Insecta; Diptera; Drosophilidae. The record is from RefSeq and is a predicted model, not a curated record. The transcript has a single exon.